Molecule: messenger RNA, 1592 nt
Organism: Pecten maximus
Lineage: Eukaryota; Metazoa; Mollusca; Bivalvia; Pectinida; Pectinidae
Product: glucose-6-phosphate exchanger SLC37A4-like
Exons: 11
Coding region: 182-1462 (426 amino acids)
Biological process (GO): glucose-6-phosphate transport; phosphate ion transmembrane transport
Cellular component (GO): endoplasmic reticulum membrane
Molecular function (GO): glucose 6-phosphate:phosphate antiporter activity
Source: RefSeq, a predicted model, not a curated record
UCCAAUUUAAUUAUCAACAUCCGGUACGUACAUGUACUCUUUUCCGGUACACGAUGCAUUCUGCAGUCUCGUUGCUCAUCUGCAGCAGGAUUUCCCUGACAUAAAUAGCUUCGCCGUCGGAAUGCUGUUUUGACAUUUCUUUUCCAACGAUUACCGGUUUUAGGAGUUUAACUGACUCACGAUGACGUUGACUGGAAAACAGAUUGUAGUAUUGGCCAACCUGUAUCUGAGUUAUGCUCUCUAUGUCUAUGUGCGGAGGUCAUUCUCGUUUGCAAUGCCUACAGUAUCUGAGACAGCCAGUCUUGACAAGAGUCAAUUAGGGAUGAUCCUAAGUAGUCAGUCACUUGCCUAUACCAUCAGUAAGUUUGCCUGUGGUAUUCUUGCGGAUGUUGUCAGCCCAAAUGUGUUGCUAUCAGGUGGCCUGAUUUUCUCCGGAUUAACAGCAAUAUGUUUCACAACAACAACGUCUGCUGUGAUGUUGAGUGGUAUAUGGUUUAUGAAUGGACUUGCCCAGGGACCAGGCUGGCCAGCUAUAGCCAUCAGUCUUAAACAUUUGUGUGCCCCAGAACAGUUUGGGUCAGCCUGGAGUGUGGUGUCAACGUCCAUGAAUGUGGCCGGAAUGAUUGGGCCUCUGCUGACCACAGUGUUGAUUGCCUGGUCUAGUUGGCAGCAAUGUAUACAACUAGCAGGAAUCAUUUCAAUUGUUUUUGGAUGUAUUACAUUCUUCUUGGUGCAGACCAAAUCUGAUAGCCAUCCCACAAAACCUAUGGCUUCUAACCAUGACAAGUCAUCAACAGGUGGAGACGAGGACCUAUCACGAUGGCAGCUUCUGUUCCUACCAGGUUUCCUGGGAGUUUGUCUGAGUAUGUUGGCUACAUCUGUUGUCCAGUAUGGCACGGUGAACUGGACACAACUUUACAUGGUCCAGGAGAAGGGACUUACACCACUGUUAGGCAGUACCUUUGUAAGCAGUGAGGAACUUGGAGGAAUUGUUGGGUCUUGUGUUGCUGGAUUUUUGUCAGACUUUCUUAUCUCUAAGAACCCAGACGUAGCUAGACAUUUAAUGAGACAGGUUGUAGUAAUGUACUUCAUGUUGUUCCUGACUGGUGUCCUAUAUUGGAUCACAUACAGCUUGUCGUCCUCCACCUCACAGCUGAUGGUGACUGUGAUGGGAUUUUGUGCUGGGUUUGGUGUAUAUGGCCCUGUAGCUAUAUUUGGUGUAAUAGCUUUGGAAAGUGGACCAGAAAACAAGGCAGGGACUUUACAUGCAAUAUUUGGACUUUUUUCUAAUGCUGGUGUGUUCAUCUCAGGAUUGCCUCUUAGCUAUAUUGCUAAACUCUACGACUGGCAGACAGUGUUUCUUAUCCAAAGUACUCUCAUCGCCAUGACCUUUUUAUAUUUUCUUCUAAAACUACGAACAAUAUUUAAAUCAUCUAAUCAAAAGUUGUUUUACAUAUUUUAGAUUUCUUUUUAUCUGGUACAUAUGGUUGAUGUUAUUGUCCAGGAAUUUACGUAUACAGUUUGUUACUCGGAUAUUAAAUUGUUAUUCAGGUAUCUUAUUUACACAGAAAUUAAAUUGUUUUAUAAAAGAG